Molecule: messenger RNA, 2025 nt
Organism: Cetraspora pellucida
Lineage: Eukaryota; Fungi; Glomeromycota; Glomeromycetes; Diversisporales; Gigasporaceae
Source: the annotation of a GenBank genome assembly
AUGGGUCAUUUGAUGAUUUUAGCAACAUGUUCUCUUAAUCAAUGGGCUUUGGACUUUGAAGGCAAUUUAGAGCGUAUUUUAGAGAGUAUUCGCGUCGCUAAACAGAGAGGCGCGACGCUUCGCGUUGGACCAGAACUUGAAAUAACUGGAUACGGGUGUUUUGAUCAUUUCCUCGAAGGAGACACAUAUUUACAUUCCUGGGAAAUGUUAGGCAAAAUUUUGGAAUUUGAAGAAGCUAAAGAUAUGCUACUUGAUAUUGGAAUGCCAGUGUCUCAUAAAAAUGUUAAAUACAAUUGUCGUGUUAUAAUCCAUAAUUGUAAAAUAUUACUGAUUCGGCCAAAAAUGUUUUUGGCUAACGAUGGUAAUUAUCGUGAAAUGAGAUAUUUCACUGCUUGGUCGCCAGCUCGUUACGUUGAGGAUUAUUAUCUUCCAAGGAUUAUUAGGAAUAUUACAGGACAAACUGUAGUCCCUAUUGGCGAUGCGGUAGUCUCUACUAUUGACACUUGUAUUGGAGUGGAAUUGUGUGAAGAGCUUUUUACACCUAAUAGUCCUCAUAUUAGCAUGGGCUUGGAUGGCGUAGAAAUUAUCACCAAUAGUAGUGGUAGUCAUCAUGAAUUACGUAAACUUUACAGGCGUAUUGAUUUAAUUAAAGAAGCAACAUUGAAGAGUGGAGGAGUUUACCUCUAUUCUAAUCAACAAGGUUGUGAUGGCGAUCGGUUAUAUUACGAUGGAUGUGCAUUGAUUGCAAUCAAUGGUCAAAUCAUUGCUCAAGGAUCACAAUUUUCCCUUAAGGACGUGGAAGUUAUCACUGCGACCAUUGAUAUAGAAGAUGUUCGUUCACAUCGUGGAAUGAGCAGUAGAGGAAUUCAGGCCGUUAAUGCGAACUCAUACCAUCCUUGCUGGCUUUGGGAUUAUCUCCGCCGAUCAAAGACUAGCGGUUAUUUUUUGCCCCUUAGUGGAGGAGUGGAUAGUUGCGCUACAGCAGUUAUUGUGCAUUCUAUGUGCCGUCUUGUUGUUGAAGCUGCAUCGAAUGGAGAUACUCAAGUCAUUAUGGAUAUGAGGAAGAUUAUCGGCGAAAAAGAAGAUUCAGACUACAUUCCGACAGACCCUAAAGAAUUCGCAAAUCGUAUUUUUCACACAUGCUAUAUGGGCACAGUGAAUUCAAGUAAGGAGACUCGAGAACGGGCAAAAAAACUUGCUAAUAAUAUAGGCUGUUAUCAUAUUGAUAUGAACAUGGAUAGCAUUGUUUCAUCCGUAUGUACUGUAUUUAAUUUGGUUACAAAUAAGGCACCACGAUUUCGAAUCGAUGGUGGUACGGAUGCAGAGAAUUUGGCGCUUCAAAAUGUACAGGCUCGAUUAAGAAUGGUGCUUUCUUAUUUAUUUGCACAACUUUUACCUUGGGUGAGGAACAAAACCGGAUCAUUACUUGUCCUUGGUAGUUCUAAUGUAGAUGAAUGCGCGGAUAUAAACCCAAUUGGCGCUAUUAGCAAAAAUGAUUUGCGUAAAUUUAUCGAUUACGCAAAAAACGAAUUCGGAAUUCCGAUACUUGAUGAGUUUCUUAAAGCAACACCGACAGCAGAACUUGAACCAUUCACCCAUGAAUAUAUUCAAUCCGAUGAGAAUAGAUUCCAUUUAAUGAAUCAUGUGUCUUAUAAUCCCGUUCCUGUAAAAUUGAUUUCGGAAAACCAACAAUUACAGGCUGAUAUGGGAAUGACAUAUGAUGAAUUGUCUAUCUUUGGUAAAUUACGCAAGAUCGAACGUUGUGGGCCAUUUUCAAUGUUUUCAAAACUUGUCCAUGAGUGGGGAAGAGAACUAAGGCCUGAAGAGAUUGCAUCAAAAGUCAAACGUUUCUUCUACUAUUAUUCUAUAAAUCGGCAUAAAAUGACUACACUUACACCUUCAUACCAUGCUGAAGCGUAUAGUCCUGAUGAUAAUAGAUUCGAUUUAAGGCCGUUUUUAUACAACACAACUUGGAGUUGGCAAUUUAAAAAGAUUGAUGCACUUUCUCACAAUAUGGAAAAAUAA